AUGUCAGUUCAACAGUGGAUCACGCCCUUGAAGGGCUUGGACAGCCUGAGCCAGACCGAAGCCCCGAUGCCCACCCCGGGAGCAAAUGAGGUCCUCGUGGAGAUUCGCGCCGUGUCGCUGAACUACCGUGACGUGGAAGUCACAAAGGGCGAAUAUAAGCACCACAAGACCGCCGAACAGGAUGCCACCAUUGUGCCAUGCUCCGAUAUGUGCGGAGUGAUCACGCAGGUUGGCGCUGACGUGACAAAAUGGACCGUCGGCGAUCGUGUGCUGUCGACAUUCCUCCCCGAUCAUCAAACCGGCCAAGUCACCGAGAAGGAGCUUGGCAGAAGUCUGGGAUUGCCCCAGGACGGUGUCCUGGCUUCUCACCGCGUCUUCCCUGACUAUAGUCUGGUCAAGGCUCCCGCUUUCAUGUCGGACGAGGAAGCAGCGACUCUGCCGAUCGCAUCGGUGACCGCUUGGAUGUCGAUCAAUGGAAUGCGUCCCCUCGGACAAAGCGGUGGAAAGGAUGAAUAUAUUUUGCUGCAGGGAACUGGUGGUGUGGCUAUUGCGGGGCUCCAGAUCGCUAAGGCGGCCGGCGCUAAAGUGAUCAUCACCUCCUCGUCGGAUUCGAAAUUGGACCAAGCCAAGCAACUAGGUGCUGACUUUACAAUCAACUACCGCACUAACCCCAACUGGGAAGCCGAGGUGAUGAAGUAUACCCAGAACCACGGCGCUGAUGUUAUCCUUGAGGUCGGCGGCGCGAAGACCCUGAGGAAGAGCUUUGAUUGCAUCGCUUUCGGUGGUCUUAUCAACUGCAUCGGCUACGUGUCGGGCAAGAUGGAUGCCGACGAUGACCGUUUGAACGUCAACCUGCUGGCACUCCGUCGCACAGUGACUCUCAAGGGAAUCAUCAACGGCCCCAAGGACCGCUUCGAAGAGAUGACUCGUUUCUACGAGGACCACCAGGUCCGUCCAGUGGUUAACCGGGUGUUCUCAUUCGCUGAGUCUAAGCAAGCGUUCGAAUUCUUGGAAAGCGGCAGUCACUUUGGAAAAGUAGUCAUCAAGGUCCAAUAG
Penicillium olsonii is the source of this 1056-nucleotide messenger RNA. The record is from the annotation of a GenBank genome assembly. NCBI's taxonomy places the organism in Eukaryota, Fungi, Ascomycota, Eurotiomycetes, Eurotiales, Aspergillaceae.